AUGCACCUGCUCAGUGACUCCGUGCACGGCGAGCCCGGAGUGGGGGAGGCGGCCAACCCCAACCCGAUACUGAUACUGACAAAGGGGGGAGCCAGCGGCGGCGGCGGUGGCGGUGGCGAUGGCACCCAGAGGCAGACGGAGGCCACCGCGGGUGGCCGAGUCCGGCCGUACGGCCGAUUCGGUGGCGAGCAGGACGAAGAAGAACUAGAGGAGGACGAGGAGGAGCAGGUGGAGGAGGAGGAGGAUGACGGGGAGGAGGAAGAGAGCACCGAACCGGGGACGCCAACGCGCUUCUGGUUCGCCGCUGCCGUCGACGGCACGGCCGGCCCACCGAAUCCGUGUGGGUCCGCCAUCUUGGACGCACUGCGGUCGAUGGACGAUGGCCGGGGGCCGGUGCGGCGCAGCCCCGACGACAGCGACCUGUUCCUCGCCGUACAUCACGACGUCUACGACACGCAGGCGGGCCUGGUGCCGGGUAUCGUCUACAGGGUCGAGCUGUGGCAUUCGCCCGGGGGCUCGGAUAUUCGCGACCUGUACGUGGAGACGGUGGCGGGCCCUGCCGGCCGACCACUCAGUGACACGUCCGCCACCGGUCGCUUCGAGGUCGCCGGUUCGCCGCCGCCCUCGAGGGCAAGCGACGAAGUAGGGCCAGCGGCGGCUAGGGGGCCGCUAGGCGAUGUGGAUCUCACCGGCAUCCACCGCAGCACGUGGAUCGACCACAUGGAGCUGGACUGGUUGCAGCACGCCAUGGCGGCCACCGGCCACGGCGGGCGACCUCUGAUCUUCGGCGAACCGGACGACGGGGACGGGGAUGAGGGCGAGGACGACGAGUCGGGAGACCUGGAGAACUCCAUCGAGUUAGACAGAGACGGCUCCGGCCAGCGCCGGGGCGGGCGUAGGCGUCGGCGCCGGCGGUAUACACCGCCGCCGGCGCCACCGCCACCCAUGCCACGGACAUGUCCGGAGAACGUGUGGCGGCUGGAGGACUCAGUGCUCGGGGACGCAGAGCGGCUGGCCGCGAACUGGUCCGUCGCGCGGGAAGCCAACGCGGUCGCCAGCAAUUGGAGCAGCGAGGCCCCGGCGAAACUGGCGACCGCCACGGGGGACGACCGUCUGCUGUACUUCAGGUACUACUCCCGAGGCUCCACGCAGGGCUUGAUCUAAAGCGCCUCCUUUGCUUUUUGCCUCUCUUCUUGUAGGUUACUUUAUCGCACCCUCACCAGCUACGCGGUGUACGAGGUCAUCUACACGAUGGUGCUCCUGAAAGAGUGCCAGCUGGUGCUGAAGCAGUCAGCGGGGCUACUCUCUUCGAGCCGUGUGCCUCCCGGUUACCGGGACUGUCAGGUGAUGUUUCCGGCGCCGCCAUCGACUCCGGCGGCGGCGACGGCGGCAGACGAGCUACCGGGGCUGGUGGUGCAGCUGACGCGCCUAAACACGCCGUGCCGGAGCGGUGGCUACCUGCGGUUCCUGCCCGGGUCGCCGCUGGCGAGCACCGACGAGCUCCCUCCGGGCGCCCUAUCGCUGUGCGGCAAGCUGGAGGAGCUGCCGGCCGACGAGCGCUCGUUUCACUUCCGGGCCCACCGCAACACGACGGUGCGUCUCCACCAGCAGCCUGCGUUCGCGCUGCACUACCGGCUCGUCGACUACUGCUACAACGUGACGCUGCGUGAUCGGGACGCUAGCGUGCGGUUGCGGCCGACCGGGCCCGGGACAGGGGUCGGGACCGUCCUCGACUGUCACUUCCGAGUGCACCUUCCGUUCGGCUACCGGAUCGCGCUCCAGCUGCUGGCCAACGGUCAGCCCGGCCAGCCGCCUGGACCGACCACCAACGAAAGUGUCGUGGCGAGCGAACCGAUUCUGCUCGGAACGACGACAGACAAGGGCGGGGGCAGGGGCGCCGACGAGGUGAUCGCCGGUGGCCUGCUGGUGGAUCUGUACGAUGGCGAGGGCCGGUGGCGGCGCUGCUUCAAUGCGUCGGCUUCGCCCACUCGCUACACGCUGCUCUCCAGGACCAACCAGCUGGUGGUGAAGGUACGGAUGUACGGUGGUGGCGGUGGCGGUGGCGGCGUCGCGAGGACCCCGUCGCUACUGCUCGAGUACUGGGCGGCUCCGGUCGAAGCGAUUACCUCGCGCUGUGCGUUCGGCUGGGUCGCGACGGCGCAGCUCUGCAUCGCGGCGAUCGAGCGGCGGCUACCGUGGCACGGGGCCGAGCUCGAGUGCAACCGGCUCGGUGGCCAUCUUGUGUCGAUUCGGUCCACCGACGACCAGCAGCUCAUCGAUCAGGUGCUGCUCAACAGCCCCGGCUACCGGGACAACGCGGCGUACUGGAUCGGGGCGAGUGACGUGAUAGCGGAAGGUACCUUCCGCUGGAACGACAAGUUCCCGUUCACCUACACCAAUUGGUUCCCGGGCUGGGCACACCAUGAGCACUACAACCGACAGCCGAACGAUGAUGGGCUGAGCGGGCAGGACUGCAUCGAGGUACGGCGCCACUUCCAGGCGAUGGCCGGCAGCAGCAGCCCGAUGGCUGGUGGGGGCCGCGGGAGUCCAACGCUGACCGCGUCGUACAUGUGGAACGACCGGAACUGCGAUGCGCCCAACUACUUCCUGUGCGAGCGCCUGCUCGACCAAGAGCCGGCCGAACGGCCGUGGAACGAGGCGGAAUGUAACGGGACCAUCACGCUGAACGUCGAACGACCGAAGGCGACCGUCUGGAGCCCCGGGUUCCCGCAGCUCUACCCGGACAGCGUUGACUGCUACACGGUCAUCGUCGCCCCGCCCGGGUACCGGGUCGUGCUGGACUUCGAAGAGAUGGUGCUGGAACACGAACCACUCUGCUCCUACGACUACCUGCAGCUGGUGGAACCGGACAACACCGGCGGGCCGUACGUGCCUUCCAAGUCCGCGAAGUACUUCGCCGGUGACGUGCUGUUCCGGUCCCGCAACUCACGCCACAGCACCAGCCGGUACGGUGACGGCCGGACAGCGGCCGGACACCCGAGGCGGACCAAGGUGGGUCCACCGACGCUGGCUACACCGAGUGGCGGUGAACUCCACUUCAACCUGCCGAACCUGGUGCUCCAGCCGAACGACUCGCGAUACACGGGCAGCGGGCCGCUGCCGGCGCCGGACCUGGCGCUUGGCGCCGUACCGCGCAAGAUGUGCGGUGACUGGAGCGCGAAGCUUAAGCUGCUACGCUACGUCACGCGCGGCCCGACCAUCGGCAUCCGGUUCGUGUCCGACUACUCGAACAACUUCGGCGGCUACAAGGCGAAGGUCUCGAUGGAAAACGGAAGACCGAGGGCACAUGUGACAUCGGAGUGCCAGGAUGAGCGUAUCAAGGCGUACAACAAUUCGUGCUACCUGGUCAUCUCCUACCCGGAGGUCGACUGGACGACCGCGCAGCAAAUCUGCCGAGGGAUUGGCGCGAAACUAGCCUCCAUUUCGACCACGGACGAGCAGAGGUUCAUCACCGCGAACAUUCGCAACAGUCCCGACUACACGCCCCGGUCACUGUACUGGGUGGGCGGCGAGAUAUCGGCCAGCGGCGACCUGGAGUGGACCGAUGGUGUGAAGCUCAGGUUCGAGGGAUGGCUGCCAGGCCAGCGGCCGGAGAGCGGCGACGGUCUGCCGAAGAGUCCCGCCUGCCUGGGGCUCCAGUGGAAGGUGUCGCCCACGCCCAUGAUCUCGUCCGGGCUGCACUGGACGGCCCAGCGGUGCAGCCUGAUCGGUGGCUACGUCUGCAAGAAGCCACGGCCGACGCUCGAGGAGAAGACGGCCCGCAACCGGACGCAGUCGGGCACGGAGGGCCGCCUGCUGUCACCCGGGUACCCCAACCCCUACCCCGCCCACACCGACUACUGGGUGCGGCUGGUGGCGCCCGAGCACAGCCGCAUCAUCAUCCAGUUCCAGCGGCUGGACCUCGAGUAUCAGGACGACUGUCUGUACGACUACAUCAGCAUCCAGAGCAGCGCACCGUCGGCCUCAUCGCCUUCGCAGACGACGGCGACGGCGGUGGCGAAACCUGUCGAGCUUGAGUUCUUCUCGAGUUCGGGCCGGUCACGCCCCAUACGCUACGUCGGCUGGUCCGGGUCGCCGGAUGACGUCACGGGCAAUACGCUGCCGGGACCGGAUAGCGGCGACCCGAGGGGAGCUGGCGACGAGGUGGUCCACCCAUCGUUCCUGCCGUACGUACGGUGGUGCGGUACCCACGAUAGCGGUAUGUCCCGGUUCAACUUCAUCUCGAGCGCCAACGAGGCCCUGAUCCGGUUCCACUCGGACUUCUCCGUCACCGGGGCAGGCUUCUCGGCCACCUGGAGUACGGUCGACGUGUCCGGGUGUCCGCUGCAGACGAUCACCUCGAAGGAGGGCUCCAUCCGCAGCCCCAACUAUCCGCACUUUCUGCUGGACAGCGUCGACUGCACGUACGUCAUCCAGGCACCGUACGGGCGGCGCGUGUGGCUCGAGUUUCUGUACGCCGAGCUGCUGCAGGAUGCGUCCCUGCUGAUCGAUAUCGCGAACGGGCCGUUCGAGCCGUUCACUGAGCACGCCACCGAGACGGGGCACCAGCACCUGAACGACGGUGUGUUCGUCAGCAACGGCGAGCGGUUGGUGGUGCGCCUCCGCACUGGCGCCGUUCCUCGUGGCAAAGGCUUCUACGCCACCUUCAAGACACUGGCGGCCGUGAACGAGCAGCGCUUCUUAAGCUUCACGAAUCGGACCAGCGGCACAAUGCACUCGCUCAACUACCCUCAGCCGAUACCGCUCGACGUUGACUACACGCAGCACCUGAUCGCCCCGUUCGGCACGGUCAUACUGCUCGAGCUAUACGGUGUCGGCUUCAGUCAGCACGGAUGCCGCGACACGGGCUUCAUUGAGAUCUACGACAACUACACCGACAGCAACGGUACGCUGUGGCACCUGUGCGAGCUGCGUGCGAGGAACCCGGAGCUACGGGAGCCGGUGGUCAAGGCGGCACCCAUCUACAUCACCUCCUACCUGAACACGAUCCACAUCCGGCAGCACAACGUGAACGGCACCGGCAUCCGGCUGAACGCGACCGUCCGCCUGCAGGAGGACGCGGGCUACAAGAUGAAGCUGAUCGCCAACGAGGACGAGUGGGUCGAGGGCUGCCGGCCGAACCCGUGCCAGCACGGUGGCAAGUGCGUCACGGGCCACCAGCAGCAUCAGCGGCGAGGCGCCUGCGAGUGCUUCGGCCACUUCACCGGGCGCUUCUGCGGGCUCAACAUCUGCGAGCUGGAGCCGUGCCUGUUCGGCAAGUGCGAGCUAACCGCGUCGAGCUUCAAGUGCAACUGCCAGCCGGGCUAUCUCGGGCAGCGGUGUGACCAGAAGCAGAAGCCGUGCGCGGAGAACCCGUGCGAGAGCCGGGGCGAGUGCUUCGAGAAGAACGGCGGCUACUACUGCCGCUGCCACGCCUGGUGGGAGGGCCCCCGGUGCGAACGGCGCAUGAUGCACAUCCCGUACAAGCCACUGUCGGAGCGCAUGCUGCAGGAACCGUUCUGGCUCGGUCUCAUCACCGUGUUCGUCGUGCUGGCCGUCAUCGGGCUGGUCUGGUGCGCCAAGCGCCACUUCCCGGAGAAGAUCGAGAAGCUGCUGGCCGACGAAACGCAACGCAAUCGACCCACUUUCCCGCCUCACCACCUGAAUACGGCGCUGCGCGAACAGCUGCAGGCGUCCGCCGGGACCGUCUGCUCGUCGAACGCGACUACGCCCGCCUCGCACCGGACCAUCUUCGGACGAUUGGGUAUAAGAAAACCAUCCAUAUUGAGUCUCAGCAGCCCACAGCCAGUUGGAGGGGCUACCGCUAGAACAUUUUCUUUAGAUGAUCUCUUACGGCCCCCUCCUCGACGGACGCCCUCGCCAAGGAAGAAGCGCAACAACUCCACGCCGACGAAGAAGAACGUUAACGAGAAGAAGCAGAUCCUGCAGCAGCUCGUGUCACCGGCCCAGAACGCAGCUACCAAACAAGUCAGCCUGGGUGAACUGAUACAGAUGUCCGAGAACCGGCUGAAGGCCGGUAGCUACGGCGCCGACCCGGAACCGGGCCUGACGGAGACGACGUUCUCGGAGAACUCGCUGUCGGUCGCGUCGAUGGUGCGCCAAAUCUCGGACCCGAAGCUGGAGAAGAAGGUCACGUUUGCCCGGCUGCUCAGCAAGGUGUCCGCCGAGAUGAGCUCCGGCUCGGAGGUCCUGGCGAAUGGGACGAAGCAUUCUAGUGCACUAAGUCUUCCGAACGAGGUACCGCAGCGGGCGAACUCGGUGCCACCGUCACCAUGCACGAACGAGGUACGCUCGCCGCACAGCACCUCGUCGAACCAGGGCAGCGAUUCGCUGUCCAGCUCGGACCUCGUCCUGCACGACUUCGGGCUGCGCCGGGUACGCCCCAAGGUCUCGAGCGCCGACUCCAUACUGGCGAUGUUCAAGAACUUUGCCGCGUCCAGCUCGGCGAUCGGGGCGCUCCAGUCGUCGAUCGUUAUCUCGCCGUCGUCCACACCGCCGACGGCGUCCAGCCCGCAGGACGAUGCGCCGGGCGAUGACGACUCGUCCACCUCGUCCAACCAGACCCCCGUCAGCUACUCGAGCGGUGGCGGCUGCGGCGUCGGCGGCAUCGAUGUCGGUGGUGGGGGAGCUUCCGACUCGCCCGUGUUUUACCGCCAGAGCACCAUCGAGGUACCGGUCCUGGAUGCGCUCAGUGCGCACAAGUCGGCCGGAGCGGUGGGCUCCAGCGGGGUACCGGCUGCCGCCGCCGCCGCCGCCGCCGCCGCCCAGCUGCAUCCGCCAUCCAUACUGCUCGAGAUACCGAGCAACGGGAUCAACAACAAGUGUCUGUCGCCGAUCCGCGAAAUGCCGACACCGAUACCGUCGCCCGCACUGACGCCCAUCAUGCCACGCCCAUACCGGAUGCGAACGCCUCAGUCGAUCCACGACGAGUCAAUGUCUGUGACGUUCGACGGCAGCUACGGCGACUACCAUAAGCGUCAUCAGAUUUCGAUCGAAAUUCAACAACCCGACGAUCGGGACCACGUGGACUACUCGUCGGCGCUGCAGUGCAGUGACUCCGCCGCACCCACCAGCACCAGCCACAGUGCUGCCGUACCGACGGUGGUGUGCAUCGACGUCCACCCGCCGACGCCCGAUCGACGGAACCGCACGGAGCGGCCACGCGACCUGAUCAUCCCGGACCUCAUCAUCCAGCAGCCGAGCCCGACGAGGGAGCGCACCAACGUGGUCCUCAUUCCCGGGUCGCCGCCUCCGCAGCGAUCCACUGCACAGGACUCGGUGUUCGAUGCCGACCCGAUGAUGAGCCCGCCCACCAUUAUGCUGAGCCCGGCGGGGACCUCACCGGGUCAGCAUCAGCAGCAGCGGCGAUUUCUAAAGCAAUGGGAGAAGCCCACGUCCCUCGACCUGCCGUUCGACCCGCCGAUGAUUACGAUCACGUCCAACAGCAGCGAGGUGCUUGGGUCGGACGCCGAGGUACCGUCGCCGGCGCUGCAAGGCGGCAGCGGCACGGGCCGCAAGUCGGGCACCGGCGGUCUGCUGGCGGCGGCUGCCCCAGGCACCUCGGUCGGUAUGUGCUACCUGAGCCCGUUCUCCAUGGCCGGCAUUCGGGGCGAUCGGGCGCCCUCCGAGAGUAACCUCAGCUCGUCCGGCUACUCUAGCAUGGCCAGUCCCGGGCCGAGCCGAUGCGGCUCGAACAAUCCGCUCUUCUCGGCCGAGUCCGACGAUCCGGGAUCAGGUCCGUCCGGAUCGAGCUACUCCGGGUUCCACGCGCUCUUCAGCACCCGCCGGCAGGCGUCGGCCCAGAAGCGAAAGGAGGGUACCGGGCUGGCCGGUGGCUCCGGACCGAGCGGUAGCUCGGCCGCUUCGGCCGCCAACUACCCCAACCAGCCGUUCCGGCUGCGCUCCGACUCCGAGACGCUGUCGGACGAGCCGUUGUUCGAGUCGAACGACGAGGGCAUCGGGACGGACCACCUGGACGAGAAGAUCGAGGAGGGCGAAAUCUGCAGCGCCAAAGAGCUGGAGCUCUACCUCGGCAAGGAGCUUAUCCAGACCGGGCAGGACAUCCUGGGGCAGGAGAACCCGGCCAUGGCCCAGCUGCAGCUGCCCUCGAUCGUCAUCCAGUCGGAGAACGGGUGCGACAAGCUGUCACCCGUCUCGUCGCGCUCGGAGAGUCCACUGAGCGAACGUAACUCCACCAUGGAACGGUUCUCGCCCAUGUUUUACGGCAAAAAGGACCAGCAGCUCCCGUUCACCGACUCCGACGGGCUGUACGACUUCCCGUCGUCCGACGGGCGCGGCCCGGGCACCGCGCAAGUGACCACCACCCACCGGAAGUGUGUCGGGCGCAGAAAGGAUCGGCGCAUCGGGCGCCCCUCCGCCUGCGCUCUACUGUCGCCGUCCAAGUCGACGUCGCUGCUGCUGGAGGUACCGCACACCGAGAGCAAGGAGAACGUGACCACGCUCCACCUCGGCUAUGGCGGCGUCACCAAGUUCCCGUCGUGCGCUUCCGUCGCGCCGGCCCGCAAAAGCCCGAAACGGCGCAGCCAACAGCGCAAUCAAAUCAUCGCCAGCAGCUCCUCGUCGACCGAGUCGCUCACCUCCACGCGCGAGUACAUGCUGCGCCCGACGAAAGGUAAGCGUGUCUCCAACGCGGUAUCUGGUCCGAGUAGCGUCGCGUUGGCCACCUAUCAUCCGGGACACAUGGGCGGCUCCGGCGACGAUACGGACGAGGACAUAUCUAGCCAGAUACUGCCAAAGGCUGCCGCGGAAGAAGUGCUCAACAAGCCGGUCCACAAAAUUAGGCACCUGAAGGCGAUCGGGAAUCAAAUACGGUUUCUGCGUCGCCUGGAGCGCUCGAUCCACCGAAGGGAGCACACCCAGCCGCAGCCGUCAGACGAGGUGAAUUGCUGCCACGACGCGAACGAUUCACCCCAAACGUCAACGCCGCUGAUCAAGUUCAAGCAGUCGCAAAUUGAAGAAGAGGAGGAACCGGACGAGGACGAGAGGCAGCAUCCGAACAGCGGUUACUGCGUUGUUGGCGUACCGAAUAAGCUCUGCUUCACGUCGUCGGUCAGCAGCACGAUGGCCCACCAAACGGUAGCCAAUUCGAGACAGCACUGUAAGAUCUCUCGCCAACGGCGCGUUCCGAGUCACGAUUGUCACCCCAUCAAACCGUGGUCCGAAGCCGAACGGAAGCUGCUGGAGAACGACGUGAACAGCGACUAG
Molecule: messenger RNA, 9246 nt
Organism: Anopheles cruzii
Lineage: Eukaryota; Metazoa; Arthropoda; Insecta; Diptera; Culicidae
Exons: 25
Molecular function (GO): calcium ion binding; serine-type endopeptidase activity
Source: RefSeq, a predicted model, not a curated record